This is a messenger RNA of Manduca sexta (tobacco hornworm), 1346 nucleotides long. RefSeq names its product probable Golgi SNAP receptor complex member 2 (gene Membrin). Gene Ontology annotation, biological process: vesicle fusion; vesicle-mediated transport. Gene Ontology annotation, molecular function: SNAP receptor activity; SNARE binding. Lineage: Eukaryota; Metazoa; Arthropoda; Insecta; Lepidoptera; Sphingidae. The transcript has 4 exons. The record is from RefSeq and is a predicted model, not a curated record. Gene Ontology annotation, cellular component: SNARE complex; endoplasmic reticulum membrane; Golgi apparatus. The coding region runs from base 138 to 767 and encodes 209 amino acids.
ACAAGUUGACUGUUCGUUGACAGUUGACACAUCAUACGGUAAUUUCAGUAUUGAAAAUAUUAAAUUUAUAAUGAAGUUAAACAUUAACUGCAAUCAAACAACAUUUUAAUAGAUUUCUGUUCUAAAUAAGUAUAAAAAUGGAAACUCUAUAUCACCAAACUAAUCAAUUAAUACAAGAAACCUCAGAGCUCUUUCAUAAACUAGAGAGAGACCCAACAAAUUACCAAGAAAUUGAAAAUGCCAUUCAAGCAACAAUUAACGUUGUUAAUGCAAACUGUGAGAAGUUGGAUAUUUUUGUAUUCAAAACCCCAAUCAACCAAAGGCCAAUGGCUAAAAUGAGGGUGGAUCAGCUUAAAUAUGAUAACAAACACAUUCAGGCAUCACUCAUACACGCUCAGAAUAAAAGGCGGAAACGUGAGCAAGAACAAGCAGACAGGGAGCAACUGCUGAGCAGACGAUUUGGUCACGAUCACACGGCGAUCAACGUGGACUACUUGUCUCAAGAACAACUCUCUUUACAGAACUCACACCGAAAUGUAGAUGAAAUGUUACACACAGGUACAGGUAUAUUAGAAACGUUGCGGUACAACAGAGAAACAUUGAAAGGCGCCCACAGGAGAAUAAUAGAUUUGGCCAACACUUUGGGGCUCUCGAACGCUACCAUUUCGCUAAUAGAGCGCAGAGUGGCGCAAGACAAGUACAUACUGUUCGGCGGGAUGUUGGUUACCUUAGCGAUAAUAGUUCUCGUUAUUGUAUACCUGACGUAAAUUUAUCGAAAAUAAUUCACGAGAAAUUGUGUCUGCUAUACUCCAUCAAUAAUGUGUAUAUAGAGUAUGUUCGCUUUCAAUAAUGGAUGUUAUUUUCGAUAAUAAAAGUAUACGGAUAUUUUAUUUGUUGAAAGCAAAUGACUACUUUGUACGAUAUUGUUACUAUUUCCUAAGUGUUCCAGUUAGGCAUUUUGGUUUAUAAAUAAACAUAUAUAUUUUUGGAUUUAAAUUUUAGUUUUGGUAGAUUACAGACGCUUUGUGAGGUAAAUGCGUAAGUUGACAAAGUUUUUAUUAAGAGUUUAUUUUAUUCUAUUUAUUUAUCUAUGUAUUUUAUUUAUGUAUCGUAAAACUUUGACAGGAUUAACAUUUUGUUAGCCUGUUUCCACAUUCCUUUCCGAUGGUUAUAAAUUAUUUUUUAAUAUUAUGUUCUAAUUUCAAAAGCCCUUAUGCUACAAGUACGAGGCGUGACAAUGAAUGCCUAUUUUUGUAAUGACUUAAUUUGUAAUUUUAUAUUGUUAUGAUUUUUUUAUGAGAUUCAUCAAAAUUUUUAAAAUAAUAUAUUUUUGUUGUAAACCUUCG